This is a messenger RNA of Salvelinus sp. IW2-2015, 4136 nucleotides long. Its product is annotated as dihydrolipoyllysine-residue succinyltransferase component of 2-oxoglutarate dehydrogenase complex, mitochondrial. Gene Ontology annotation, cellular component: mitochondrion. Gene Ontology annotation, biological process: tricarboxylic acid cycle. The record is from RefSeq and is a predicted model, not a curated record. Gene Ontology annotation, molecular function: dihydrolipoyllysine-residue succinyltransferase activity. NCBI's taxonomy places the organism in Eukaryota, Metazoa, Chordata, Actinopteri, Salmoniformes, Salmonidae.
UCGCUUUCCGUCGGCGCAGAGUCUUGAUGACAGCUUCUACUUUGAGACCUUCGUUACCACUCCCUUGGUCGGUUUGCCACCACAGUUGAAGCUAUGUUAUCGCAUUCCCGAUGUCUUUCCCGGACACUUGGGCGUUCUCUGUCUGCGUUAAGUCAGGGGAAGUAUGUGCUGGCUGGAAGGACUGCUUCAGGCCUAUCCGCUGGCAACAGGGUUGUCUACAGGAACAGUCAGUCUAGAUUUGAAUCUCUGUCAUCAGUUGGUGUCUUCCACGUCAGAUACUUCAAGACGUCUGCAGCACACAGGGAUGAAGUUGUCACCGUCAACACCCCUCCGUUCUCUGAGUCGAUCACAGAAGGGGACGUCAGGUGGGAGAAAGCUGUUGGAGAUUCAGUGAAAGAGGAUGAGGUGGUGUGUGAGAUCGAGACUGACAAGACCUCGUUGCAGGUGCCGUCUCCGGCGGCCGGUGUGAUCACGGAGCUGCUUGUGCCAGACGGAGGGAGGGUGGAGGCCGGGAAUCCCCUCUUCAAACUUCAAAAAGGAGCUGCAGCAGCCGCUUCUGUCCCGGCGGCGGAGGCCCCUGCAGCAGCCGCUGCUCCAACCCCGGCUGCCAUCCCCGUCGCCAUGCCCGCGGUGCCUCCCGUGCCAACACAAGCAGCCCAAGCCAAACCUGUUUCUGCAGUCAAGCCCAGUGCAGCACGAGCAGAACCAGCAGCAGUAGCCCAUGGGGCCAGGACAGAGAGCAGGGUCAAGAUGAAUCGUAUGAGGCUGAGGAUCGCUCAGAGGCUAAAAGAGGCUCAGCAGACCUGUGCCAUGCUCACCACCUUCAACGAGAUAGACAUGAGACUAGCCCCACCCCCGCAACUACCCUCACCGCAGACUAACCCCUACCCCCGCAGACUAAAAGACCCUAAUAACCACCCCCACGAAGCUAAGAGCAGCACGCGCUCACCGCCCCCUUGUCUCUUCCCGUCCCCAGUGAUUGAUGAUACAACCAAAGAGAUCGUUUACAGGGAUUAUGUUGACAUCAGUGUGGCUGUGGCCACUCCCAAGGGACUGGUUGUACCGGUUAUUCGCAACGUAGAGACCAUGAACUUUGCUGACAUUGAGAAAACCAUCAACGGUCUGGGAGAGAAGGCUCGUAACAAUUUGCUGGCUGUGGAGGACAUGGACGGAGGUACCUUCACCAUCAGUAACGGGGGAGUGUUCGGUUCCAUGUUCGGCACGCCCAUCAUCAACCCACCCCAGUCUGCCAUCCUGGGCAUGCACGGCAUCUUCGACAGGCCUGUGGCCAUCGGCGGCAAGGUGGAGAUCCGGCCCAUGAUGUACGUGGCUCUGACAUACGACCAUCGGCUGGUCGACGGCAGAGAGGCCGUCACCUUCCUGCGUAAGAUCAAGUCAGUGGUGGAAGACCCCCGCGUUCUUCUGCUCGACAUGUGAUCCCAACGUCCCAUCACUACAGCAGGGCCACGUUCAGUACACAGCGUUGUUGCCUGACAUUACAGAGGGGUAUGCUAUAACGCAGAAUCAGAGUUAGCCAGCUAACUUUGAUCAACAAGCAGAAAUAACUGGUUSUUGAUCUGGUUACAUUUAAGAAAGCUCAACUUAGAUUUGCCUUUUUUUGGUUGUUCGGUCAAUUUUGACCAUMCUCAUUUCAAGGUUAUCUUUCCCCCCAAAAAUCUAAAAAGUUAUUUCAGAAUAUUUAGGCAACUUCGCUGGCUCUGCUUUGUAGUAUACCCCUCAGAUAGCAGUGUUGUGAAUAGAGAGGACUUGAUUCCUUCUUAUACCCUUCGAGAGGGAUGUUUCAACAUAAUGCUCCAAAACGUUGUGCCCUGCUGAACGCACCCCAAAGCUAUUUAACUCAGCCUCUGUAUAAAACCAACCCACCCCCCCCCAAAAAAAAAAAACACAAGCGACAGCCAAAUCUUAUGUACUGUUUUUGGUUAAAGAGAGAGAGCCUGAGUCCCUGAUCUGGUUGUGGUGUUUUGUCAAGAAACGACAAAACGGAUAUAUGGGAAUCACGCAAAUAGAGAAUUUAAUGUUGAGAUUAUUCACCUUAUUAUUGGGUGGGUAUCAUUCUGCAGCUUUUGCUCAGAUUGACAUGUCAGAUUGAUUCAACAGUUGGUCAACAUCAUAGUGUUACCACUGACUCUCUGAUGAACCUACCAGGUCUGAUCCGUCUCAAUAUUAGACUGACUCUGAUGAACCUACCAGGUCUGAUCUGUCUCAAUAUUAGACUGACUCUGAUGAACCUACCAGGUCUGAUCUGUCUCAAUAUUAGACUGACUCUGAUGAACCUACCAGGUCUGAUCCGUCUCAAUAUUAGACUGACUCUGAUGAACCUACCAGGUCUGAUCCGUCUCAAUAUUAGACUGACUCUCUGAUGAACCUACCAGGUCUGAUCCGUCUCAAUAUUAGACGUGUACAUUCAAAGCACUUACAUUGCUGUCAAGAAGGAACCUGGAAGUCGGCAUUUCAUUGGACAGUGUACUGUACCACGUGUAUCCAGUACAAACGACUAAUAGAAGUGAACUUGGAAAAGAAACGGACACAUUUAUUUUUCUUCAAAGCAUCAUGAAUUUUGUGUGCUUUUUUAUUUUUAUUUUUUAACACCGAGAUUUUCCAUUGAGCUGUACAUGUAAAUCUAUCCAUGCUAGUGAUUUAAAGCCAAUACGUGUUUUUUAUAACGCUACCCUAAAAAAGUGUUCAGUCGGACAAGAUGAAGUCCAUUCUGAAGCUCCUGUGCUGUUUUGACUGUCCCAUGUCCUGUUUCUGUGUUUUGACAGAGCUAUUCAUGGGGAUACAGAAGCCUGUCUCCCCUGUAUGUCUAGUCUCUUGGCUUCCUACUGUUGCAGUAACUUCUGCUUAUUUUGGGGUGACUGUCCACUGAGCAGCAUUGGAAGUGAUUUGGAAUCUCAUGGAAACUACCACACCCAUUGGGGUUUGCGUCCAUAAUGGKAUCCUAUUUCAUUUAUAUAGUGCACUACAAAAGUAGAGCACUAUGUACGUAUUAGGGUGCCAUUUCAGAUACAGAUAAUUGUCUUUGAGGUUUUGGUAGAGAAGGGAGUAACCACUUUCCGUCGUCUCUCUAAGAUGUACUUCUGUCUGUCCAUGAGAAGGCACCAUGCUAUAGAAAACCCGGACGCCAGUUUUGUUCAGGACUUACACAKCAUCGUUUUUGGGAGUAGUUUUCAAGAAGCACAAUUUAGCAGCAUGCACYAUGUAUUUCUCAUGAUCAACUCUUCUUUGUUGAACCCACCCAGGUGAAGAGAUGUCUUUCUGUGCUGCGUACAAUGCUUAGUAACUAUUUAAAAAGAACUAUUGUAGGUAGCAACGCUUAAUAACGCCACGUAAUAUAGAAUUUAUAAUGGAUUAGUAAAUAGUUUAUUAAUCAUUACUCCAUUCAUAAGAUGUUUAAUAUAGGUCAUUUAUUUAACCAUUUAGUUAAGUCAUUAGUUUAAAGUAUUUUUUUUGCUUGACCUCAUCUAAAGUGUAGGUUAUUUAUAUUUUAUAAGUAUGUAUUAUUUUGUGAGGGUGGAGAAUUUGCAAACCCGGAACUKCCAGAACUAAAUCCACCCCACUGASAAAAUGAUGCAAAGUUUCAGUUCUGGGUUAAUUGAGAGAAGACUGCUCUAAGGCAUGACUGCAAACCACACUUUGCUUUUGGUAGAAAGGUCACUGCCAAGAAACGCUUAUGUUCAAAUUCUCAUCUGUUUUGUGGGCUUAUUGUUUAAUCGUUGAUAUGUUCGAGGGGACAUUUUGAGACCUUAAGGAGCAUCAGGUAUUACUGGAAUGUCUACCAAUGACAUGUCCAUCUUUUUGGMYAGAAAUUACACUGGUCACUCAAAACAUUUUUAUAAAUGAUUUAUAAAGUAUAAAUAGCCAACUUUUAGAUUAGGUCAUGCAAAAAUACUUUACUAAUGAUUAGUAGAUGGUUUAGAAGGACUUAUAUUGAACAUCUUAGAAAACAUUAAAUACUUUAAAAGUUGUUUUAUAAAUGUGUGAAUAACUAGGUUACUAACAUUUUUUACAAAUGUGAGUAAUGAUGAAUAAAUUAUUUACUAAUCUGUUAUAAAAUGCUUUUAUGUAGAGUUAUUAUGAAGUGCUACCCAACAUUAAAACAUCUUAGUUUUAAUUUA